CUCCAGGCUUGCUGGUUACUGCAGUGACUGUACGAGGACUUACGUGUUCGCUCCUUAGCCCUUCUCUCUACAGUUCCAGAGUUCCCGAACCGUCGAUUUCCAGGGAAGAGUGGUUGUGGACAACGUAAUUCCUGAGUUUUAUGAACUCUCUAUAAAUUUAUUUUUUCUGUAACUUCUCCGAAUUCUUUGUUCUUGCAUCCAGAUACUCUCUGUAAUUUCCUCAAUCAACUGCGAAUCCAUCCUGGACACCAGAACAGUUUAAAGCUCAUCAACUAGAGCGUCAGAUCGAUUCGUUUUCCUCUCUCUCUUUCUCCCUAACAGGAUUAGAACGGUCAGAUAAACCCUCAUCCUCCACUUUCACUUUUGCCUACACAUCUUGGCAUGGGAGUUGUGACUGUUUCCAGUUCAGCUUCUCGCACAACACUAGGCCUGAGCGCAAGUUUCUCAACCCACAGGACGCAAUCAAAUAGACCAUUGUUCUUGGCCUUCAAAACUGAUAAAACAAAGAACACAGCUUUGGUUGCACCACAGGAAUCCAUCCCAAUUCCCAUUGACACUCCGGGAAAGCAACAGAAGAGACGAAGAAGAAGCAACAAGCCUCCAAAGAGAGUAAAAGCUGUGUCUACUGACGAAGCUUCUCUUUGUACCAUAGACUUGGAUUACAAUGAAGCCGCGGCCAAACUUGAAAAUAUAUACAAGCUUACCGCCCCUGCCAGUGUUUCUGAUGUAGAAGAUAUUGAUCAUGUGGUUCGGAGGCAUCGUCAAACAAGGAAGAAGCUGGGAGAAGGUGAUAAGAAAGAUGGCAAGGAAUCAAAUAGUUAUGUGGUGAGGAACACUAAAAAGAAGGAGAAGCGGUUGAGUCUUGAUAAGAGGAUCACAUUGAGAAGAAAGAAGGAGGAAGAGUUAGUUCCUUUGAGCCAGGCAAAGAAAGAUACUAAGGACAAGAUUGGAGAUGUUGAGAAACUUGUUAGGGAGUAUUCUAUCUCCACUGAUUUCGUAAGCUUGGAUUGGAAGAAGAUGAAGAUACCACCAGUUCUUCCUUCUUCUGAGCAUGCUUGUCUGUUCAAGUUUAUGCAACCUAUGAAGGCACUCCUUCAAUUGAAGGAGAGCAUCCAUGGAGAUUUGGGAAGAGAAUCUACUGAUGCUGAAUUAGCUGAGGCAACGAAUAUGACUGUAGCUAAAAUGAGAAGAUGCAUUGAAGUCGGUCAAGCAGCCCGAAGCAAGCUCAUCAAGCACAAUCUGCGCCUCGUUCUAUUUGUAAUUAACAAGUACUUUCAAGAGAUAGCCGAUGGGCCGAAAUUUCAAGACCUCUGUCAAGCAGGAGUGAAGGGUCUCAUCACUGCCAUUGAUCGCUUUGAACCGAAAAGGAGGUUUAGAUUAUCCACAUAUGCACUGUUCUGGAUCAGGCAUGCUAUCAUCCGUUCCAUGACCAUGUCAAGCUUCACACGUGUUCCUUUUGGACUUGAAUCGAUUCGACUAGAGAUUCAACGGGCCAAACUAGAAUUGUUGUUUGAGCACGAGAGGCUUCCAACAGAUGAAGAGGUAAUAAAGAAAGUAGGAAUCUCACCUGAGCGAUAUUAUGAAGUCAUGAAGGCUUCAAAACCCAUCUACUCUCUCCAUGCAAGGCAUGUUACCACACAAGAAGAGUUCAUCAAUCGCAUUACUGAUAUUGAUGGGGUGGGAGGUGAUAAACGGAGGCAACCUGCUCUUCUCAGGCUUGCUAUUGAUGAUGUGCUUGAUUCUCUCAAGCCCAAGGAGAGCUUGGUGAUCAGGCAGAGAUAUGGUCUUGAUGGGAAAGGUGAUAGGACACUGGGAGAGAUAGCAGGGAACCUGAAUAUUUCAAGAGAGAUGGUCCGGAAGCAUGAAGUAAAAGCUCUUAUGAAGCUGAAGCACCCAGCUCGAAUGGACUAUCUUCGCAGAUAUAUUUACUGAGAGUGACUGGAAACUAAGAUUUUCCCUCUUUAAAGCAUCGAACUGCAUUACAUUUUGCGUAUCCUUGAUGUUCUCUGCCCCAUUCAGUUCCCAGUUCAUCUCUCUUCUCCAUUGUAUAAUUCCUGUAUACCGAAGAUUCUGUAUCAUAGUCCCAUUCUCACAUUUACUACAUGAACAAAUAGAUCUGAUACCAUAUAAUAUAUA
Telopea speciosissima is the source of this 2136-nucleotide messenger RNA. RefSeq names its product RNA polymerase sigma factor sigE, chloroplastic/mitochondrial. Lineage: Eukaryota; Viridiplantae; Streptophyta; Magnoliopsida; Proteales; Proteaceae. The transcript is spliced from 6 exons. Gene Ontology annotation, molecular function: DNA-binding transcription factor activity. The record is from RefSeq and is a predicted model, not a curated record. The coding region runs from base 382 to 1932 and encodes 516 amino acids. Gene Ontology annotation, biological process: regulation of DNA-templated transcription; DNA-templated transcription initiation.